AUGAGCCGGGACGGCAGCGCCGUGCCGCCGAUCCGCACGGCCUCGGGGGAGCCGUACGCGGCGCGCGCGGCGCUCCGAGGGCUGCGCGCGCUCCCCGCCGGGGAGGCGUGGCGCCACCAGCGGGCCUCGGGCGGGGGCGGCGGCGCCGGCGCCUCCCCCGGCGGCGAAGCCGCGGAGGAGGCGUGGCGCCGGGGGGGCGUCGGCGCCGAGGCCACGGCGCCUCUCGGCGCCGAGGCCGCGGAGGGCCUCGGAGGAGGAGGCCUCGGCCUGGGCCACGCGGCCGGGGCGUCCGACGAGGCGAUCGACGAGGAGGAGCUCGAGGCGAUCCUGGACGGAGCGAGGAUCCAGAGCGGCGGGCUCUCCGCGCUGCCCUGGCUGCACCAGCUCUGA
Molecule: messenger RNA, 390 nt
Organism: Prorocentrum cordatum
Lineage: Eukaryota; Dinophyceae; Prorocentrales; Prorocentraceae
Source: the annotation of a GenBank genome assembly